UAUUUCAAUGGGUAAUCUAGAACAUGGUUGUCUUUCUCGAUCUUAGCAAAUAACUAAUAUUAACAAUAAGGAAAGGCCGUCUCAAUUAAAACGAUAAUACGUGUCAGAAAAAAUAAGAAAUGCAUUUCUUUAUCCAAUUCCUUUAAAAGAAAUACAGAUCUAUGCAAAAAAAUUAGGAAUUUCAAAUUACGACCCGCACAGCAAAACAUUAACGAAACAAAUCAUUGAAGUCUCAAAUCUAAAUUCAAACUUGGAAUUAAGUCUGUGCAGAUUUCUUCUGGUAAGUUAAUCAUUCAAUCUAAAUAAAAUUAGUGAAGUCUUAAAGCAAAACCAAGAAUUCAGAUAGAGCAUAAGACCAAUCGAAAAUGAACUCUUAAAAGAAGCAAUCAGAAUCAUAGGUGUGGAUUUCUAAAAUGGAUUAGUACUGUCCAUUAAAUUAGAGAAAAUCAAUGUUGAAAUUAUUUAGCAAUACCUCCUAUUUUUUUUUGAAUAUCUCUUUUAUGAGAUAGCCAAAAUAAACAAACUCAGCAAUCAUAUUAUUGUCGUUUAUGAUUUGCAGCAAGAAGCUGUAAAUUAAAUAUUGCUCAACUUCUUGGUGAAUUUGACAUACAAACAUUAUUUCCUAAAUAUUAGAAAAGUGAUUCUUAUAAAUCUAAACAUCGAAAAAGUCUCAUAGGAAGUGAUUGGGAUGUUAACUUCAAGUCAAUAUUCGUAUUUAUUCAUACCCUUAGCCAAUACUGCUUAUCUAGCCAGACAUGUAAGAAAAUCAGAGUUAUCCAAUGAGUACGGAGGAGUUUAUCAGAAACAAAGAAACCCAAUUCCAAUUGCAGUUAGUGAGGCUACUAAAUAUAAGUUAUGA
This is a messenger RNA of Paramecium octaurelia, 859 nucleotides long. Lineage: Eukaryota; Ciliophora; Oligohymenophorea; Peniculida; Parameciidae. The record is from the annotation of a GenBank genome assembly.